UCUCCUCUCAUUCCCCCCCCCCGCGUUGUUGGUAUUGGUUUGCAGUGCUUCGUUCCUGCGCCUCCUUCCUUUUUGAAUCUGGCCCGCUCCCCCGUAUUAUGUCUGCGCUCCGCAGGAAAUUUGGGGACGAUUACCAGGUAGUGACCACCUCGUCCAGCAGCGCGGGCUUGCAGGGCCAGGGGCCCCAGCAGCAGCAACAGCAGCAGCAGCAGCUGGUCCCCAGGAAGAAGCGGCAGCGGUUCGUGGACAAGAACGGGAGGUGCAAUGUGCAGCACGGCAACCUGGGCAGUGAGACUAGCCGCUACCUCUCCGACCUCUUUACCACCCUGGUGGACCUUAAGUGGCGCUGGAACUUGUUCAUCUUCAUCCUCACCUACACCGUGGCGUGGCUCUUCAUGGCGUCCAUGUGGUGGGUGAUCGCCUACACCCGGGGAGACCUGAACAAAGCCCACGUCGGCAACUACACGCCCUGCGUGGCCAAUGUCUACAACUUCCCCUCUGCUUUCCUCUUCUUCAUCGAGACCGAAGCCACCAUCGGCUAUGGCUAUCGCUACAUCACCGACAAGUGCCCUGAGGGGAUCAUCCUCUUCCUCUUCCAAUCGAUCUUGGGCUCCAUCGUGGAUGCUUUCCUGAUCGGCUGCAUGUUCAUUAAGAUGUCCCAGCCCAAGAAGCGGGCGGAGACCCUUAUGUUCAGCGAGCACUCGGUGAUCUCCAUGAGGGACGGGAAGCUGACACUCAUGUUCAGAGUGGGCAACCUGCGAAACAGCCACAUGGUCUCCGCUCAAAUCCGCUGCAAGCUGCUCAAAUCUCGACAGACACCUGAGGGUGAGUUCCUACCCCUUGACCAACUUGAACUGGAUGUAGGUUUUAGUACAGGGGCAGAUCAACUUUUUCUUGUUUCCCCCCUCACAAUUUGCCACGUGAUCGAUGCCAAAAGCCCCUUCUAUGACCUAUCCCAGCGAAGCAUGCAAGCUGAACAGUUCGAGAUUGUCGUCAUCCUAGAAGGCAUUGUGGAAACAACUGGGAUGACCUGUCAAGCUCGGACUUCAUACACUGAAGAUGAAGUUCUUUGGGGUCACCGCUUUUUCCCUGUUAUUUCCUUAGAAGAAGGAUUCUUUAAAGUUGAUUACUCCCAGUUCCAUGCAACCUUUGAAGUCCCUACUCCACCUUACAGUGUGAAAGAACAGGAGGAAAUGCUUCUCAUGUCCUCCCCUUUAAUAGCACCAGCCAUUACUAACACUAAAGAAAGGAAUAAUUCUGUUGAAUGUCUAGAUGGAAUAGAUGACAUUAGUACCAAACUCCCAUCGAAGUUACAGAAAAUUACAGGAAGAGAAGACUUUCCCAAAAAACUCCUAAGAAUGAGUUCUACAACUUCAGAAAAGGCCUACAGUUUGGGAGACUUACCCAUGAAACUUCAACGAAUAAGUUCAGUUCCUGGCAAUUCAGAAGAAAAACUGGUAUCUAAAACCACAAAGAUGUUGUCUGAUCCCAUGAGCCAAUCAGUGGCUGAUUUGCCACCAAAGCUUCAAAAGAUGUCAGGAGGUGCAGCCAGAAUGGAAGGGAACCUUCCAGCCAAAUUGAGAAAAAUGAACUCUGAUAGGGUUCACAUAACAAGACCAGACUUUUAGGCAUUAUUUUAAAGUUGAAUUUAGUAGUAGUCCACAUUUUGUCUGACAAAGUAAGCCUCUCCAUAGGACAGAUUGUGAAAAAGGUGACAUUUCCCUGUGUAUUCCAUGCACCCAUGGCAACAUUGCUUUUCUUAAGUAAUGCUGGCUAUGCAGAAAAUGGAAAUGGUAAUGGGGGAAAGUCAAAAGCAACCUGCUAUUAUUAACUGGCAUGUAGUAUCACACCAAGCAUGCAAUAAUGUGCAAAUUUCACAUUUAGUUUUAUGGCAUGAUUCUUACUAUAUUUAUAUUGUAUAUUCUGAAAAAUAUUUAAGGAGGUAUUGUCCUCUCUUAUAUUUCUAAAGUGUAUAGUAGACAAAAAUGGGUGGAUAGAUUUCAGGGCAUACUACAACUUUAAGUUAACAUAUAUACAUAUAUGUAUGUGUACCCAUGCACAUAUAUACAUGUACAUAUAUUUCCGAUAGAGAUUGUAUUGUUUUGUUUAAUAUAAUAGUCCUGCUGCAUGUUUAGUUUCUUAGAAUGCUAAGGUUAUUGGCAUUACAAAAUUAUUAACCAGUUCCUUGAGCCUUAAAUUAUUUGUCAUUUUAAAAUUUGAUUUAAUGUUUGUUUCAGUUAUCUGUGAUUUAAGAUCAUGGGAGGCUUUCACUUAUGCUUUAGAAGAGGCAUUCACAAUGUUUCUAUUUUAGGGCUGUGCAAAUGAUAACCCUUAAAGAAUUAACUUUUUAAAUACAAGAUACAAAUAUGCAGUGAUAUCACUAUAUAAAGUGUCUUUAUGUUUUUUUUUUUUACAAAUGAUGUGAAAAUGCUAAAAAUGAGGAAAUGUUGAGAUUGGCAGAAUCUGAUCCCUUACCUGAAAAUGUUAAGUUUGUUUCUUAAAAUCUUGAGAAGUUUUAAAUAAUUAUGUGGGUUUUUUUUUUUAAUAUCAAAAGACUUGCAUUCCCAAACACCUUCAUACAGGACACAGCCCAUGAACAAAUGCUGAAUCAUUACGGUAAUAAUUAGGAGUCAAGUUAUUUGAAUAUGUCAGAAUCUGAUUAAAAGUUCAGUGAUGGAUACUUUUUAUUGCAGCCUGAAUCAAUUGGACCCAUAUAAACAUUGUUAUGUGAGAUUUUUCUCACUUUUAAACCAAGAAAUUGUCACUAAGCAAGAUGACCAUUUAAUGGUGAACUAUGAUAAAUAUUUAUCCAUAACAAAUGUAUAGGUGAAUUUUUAUUUCAAUUUUUAUUAUUUUUCUCUGCUAAAUAGUUUUAUUGUUUAAUAGCCCUUAUUUCUUUCUUCAGUUUAGCAGUUUCUUCUAUUCAUUUGAUCUCAUUGAUUUGGAGGGGAACUUACUGUACAGAAGAAAUACAUGGUAUUUUGGGAAAAAAUGAAAAUCUAAUGUAAUAAGAGUACCUUCAGAACAGAGUAUUAGUUAAUUUUUGGCUCCAUUAGGAUCCCUGCUCUAAAUUAGUCUAAUCCAGCAUGCAUUUCCUAGCAUAUGCAAAGCUCUGUGUUUGCUACUGUGAAUACAAAGAUAAAAUAAAGACAGUCUCUGCCUUUCAGGAGCUUACAUACCAUAGCAGAGAAUGUAAACAUUUAAACAAAUAAGUAUAUACAUGUUCAUUUAAGGAGGAGGAAGAGGCAAGUACUUACUAAUUGCUAUCAGUAUCAUGAAAUACUAGGAGUUGGCACAUGAACUGGAGCCUGACCAGUAGUAUUUUCCUAACCCCAAGUCUUAAACUUUUGAAUAGUUAGCAUGAGUUGCAGUUACCAGCCACUGGAAUAUUUGAGACAAGUGAUUUGGAAUGCAUGAGUGAGUCAGCACUUUGAGGAGGUAACCAUAGUAUAGCUUUACUUCCUCUUUAUGGCCCUUUUCAUAAAGGGCAGUCAGUGACUUCCCAAGGAUCAUAGAUUUAGAGCUGGGAGAGACCAUUGAAGACAACAUUAGAUCCAGCCCCCUCAUUUUACAAAAGAUAAGGAAACUAAAGGUGAGAGUGGCUAGGUAACUUGCCAUGGGUCCCACAUUGCAUUCAACCUAAGGUCAUCCUGACUUCUGGACCUGCUCUCUAUAAUUUUACUGCAUAUUAUUGCUUGGUAAUUCUAUGGGACUGGUUCAUGUUUCCUCCUGUAAGGGGCUAAAAUUCUAGCUAUGAUGUCUAAAAUCUAAUGAGUGGUUGACUUAAAUUAAAAAAUGUAUAGCACCAAUCCUUGAGUGUUAAGUACUUAUUAAAGUAUAUUAGGAGUAAGUAAAGAGAAACACAUGGAUCAAGUAUGAAAUUUGCUUGCUCUCCCUAUCCUGACUUUCUCUUGCUCCCCAGCCAAAAUCUCCCACUGAAAGGCCACUUGCUUCUUGGCUUCUCCCAGAAGCCUCCUGAGACACUGGAAACAGGGCCAGCCACACACACAGCUCCAAACUAAUUGGCUGAUAGCUCUGAUUGACAGGUCUCACAGGUGGUUCUAUAGAUUUAAUUCCUUGGUGCUGGGCAACUUCCAGACGUUGCUAAAGUCCAGAUGCUAAAGUCACAUGGUUUCUAAAUCACAUGCUUUCUCCUCAUGGCGGAGCUUCCCUGCAAUAUCUUCCCCAGCAGGGGGUAUCAUUCCAAUUCUCAUACUCCAGCACUAGAUUAGUUAUUUUGGAUAUAUUUAGAUGGGGAAAUUAUAUUUUGUUUUGUAGAAAAGCAGUAUAAUCACGCAAUGUUUCUCAAAAUAUGGCAGUCCUAGAGACCCUUUCAGGAUGGCCUGUGGGUCAAAACUAUUUUCAUAAUACUAAGACUUUAAUUUUAAUUCCUAAUAAGGCAAAUAUCUAUAACUAGAACCCACAUAAUCAAAAAUAUCUUUGGGAGAGGUUCCUCAAUCACUUUUAAGAAUAUAAAUGGGUCCUAAGACCAAAAAGUUUGAGAACUCCUGACUUCAUACAUAGAGGCCCAGCUGUGUGAUAAGUCACUUGGUUUCUCAAAACCCUGAGGAGGGGGGCAGCUAGGUGGCUCAGUGGAUAAAGCACCAGCCCUGGAUUCAGGAGGACCAGAGUUCAAAUCAGGCCUCAGACACUUGGCAUUUAUUAGCUGUGUGAUCCUGGUCAAGUCACUUAAUCCUCAUUGCCUUGCAAAAAAAAACAAAAAACCCUGAGAAAACUCUUUAAAGAUAACAUAUUAAAACAGUCUUGCUCAUCUUGUAUCACUAGAAGAAUUUCUAAGAUCUGAUAAAAUACAUUGCACACAUAUGUAGCUGAUUAGGGUGGUAGCUCAUAAAUUAAGACUGAAAAAGCAGGACAGGCAAAUUGCCCACUGAAUGAACCAUCAUUAGUUCUCUGUCUCCCAGUGGCACCUCCCUUUAAACAUAUAUCUGAUUAUCCAGAAUUUGAUUUAUUUAUAUAAGGAAAAAGAUACAACUGGACAUUAUGAAUCCUGCUUGGGUCAGGUGAAUUAAAAGUAGUCAACAAGCAUUUAUUAAGCACUUAAUAUGUGUCAGGAACAGUGGACCAUACAAAAAAGUGCAAAAAUUUAUCCCUUGGUUUCGGGAGUUCAAAUUUUAAUGGGAGAAAUAACAUGCAAAGAAAUCUCCAUACAAGAUAUGUACAGUGUAAAUGAAAGGUAAUAUCAGAGGAAAGGCAUACUUUAGUAAUACUCAAUAUUGACUGUCUAUUGUAUACAGAGCCCAUUUCAAUCCCUCCAUUUUAACUCAGUUGCUGCAGGAAAUGAAUAGAUUAUAUGUAUGUUGGGGGUAGGGGAAAUAUUUUCUUUGUUGGUGAAUGUUGCCUUAUAUGAACGACAGAUGUCAUUUCCAAAAAGGCACUCUCUGAAAUAUAUUUUUACAUUUGACUUAUUUCUAAGCUCUCUCUAUUUCAAAUGGAUUUGUCUGAGUGAAUCUUAUUUGUUCUGGUUGUCUUUUUUUUUUUUUUUUUGGUGAUAUAGAACUUUGCUUUCUAGGAUUGGGGGUGAGAGACGUCCAGGAUAGUCAUGUUAUUCUCAAUGAAUUCAUUACUAUGAAACAGAACUGUAUUCACAGCUAUACUGAGUAUAGUUAACAGAGAAAUGAUGCCCUUUUCUCUCACUUCACCAGUUAUCGGCUCUCUCUGACCUCUAGUCCAACAAAGUCAUCUUAUUUCCAAAUCGUUCAACCUGGAGGCCUCUUGUCAAAGUGAUUUCUUGAAACUUGUGUUUAGUCUGUGUACAGCACCCUUCCUUAGCACAGAGGCCUUAUGCGUUUCUAUGGACUGAAUAAAAUGUAAAUCUCUGAACACUGUCACUUGGCAGAUUUUGUAAGACUUAGGCCUUGGGAAAGUCUGUGAUAAAAGCAAACCUGCAUCAAGAAGAUCUUUGGCACAUUGAUGUUGUGGUUAGUAUUAUAAUAUACAGUGCAAAGAAACCCUCUGACACUACAAAAUGUUCAAUGAAUUGAAUAAUCCUAAUUAAGUUAGCUACUGCAAAGUACUCCCUUUUUGUAGAGUUCUCAUGUGGCAGAAUCCAUCAAGAGGAACCUGUUCCAAUCUGAUUCAUCCAAAUGCUGUAAAUAAAUAAAAGAAAUAAAAUACUUUUGAUAAUUUGUGUCUUCAACUUAAAAAAAAUUACGUGUGAAUUCAUAUCUUAGCCAUCUGGUAUGACAUGAAAAUACAUUCUUUGAUGAGUGUACUGAAAAUAAGAAACAGAACGUGAUUCUGUUUGAAUUUUAACUUAUGGCAGGUUGUUAGUUAACUAGUACAAUGUACUUCAUUGGCCCAGUACAUAAGCCACUCACUUCCUGGUAGUAAGAUAGGCACUUAGGCAAAUUGACUCUUUUAGAGCAAAUAAGGGCCACUUAUUGCAUGCUUGCUACUAAGGAAUAAUUUAGGAAGUGUCCAAAAGCUGGCUCAUGAUCUGUUUGUAAGACUACUACUGUCUCAUCUCUUACAGUUUUGCCUAGCCUGAGGGCUUAGCAUUACAAAGGCGGUUCAGUUUAACUGCACAGCAGGUCUGUGUUCUCUACUGUGGAAUCUAUGCUUGAAUUAUAUUGUAAAUUGUACAUAUUUAAAUUAGAAUUGAAAUAAUUGCAUUUUCUGGCAUGCAAUCUCUAAUUACACCAAUGUACAAGUUCAUUUGGGUUAUACAGAAUAUAAACUCUUGUACUCAAUACUGCAAGCUCAGUUUUAUCAAAGCUUUAUUAAACUUUCAAAAUAUUGUUGGGUUUAAUUUUUACAGUGUGCUUGUCAUUUUUGCCCUUUCUAACAGCUGAUUAUUCUAAGAUUCUCUGGGGUAAGUUUAAUUAUGGUAAGGCUUAAUCCCCCUGAGAUAUAGUGAUCUGAUCAAAGUUGUUCCCUGCAAGAAAAUGGGAGGGGGGCUUUUUCUCCUUGCCUUUGUUAUCUACAGUAUUAGAAAGUCAUGAAAUAUUAUGAUAGCCUAGUAGCCUAAUUGUAUUUUAUUCAAUAAUCCAAUAAAAUGACCAGUUAGAGAAAAAAGGUUAACAGGGCAUAGUUUGAUUAAACCUAAAGGAGAAAGAUAAGAGAUGAAUAACCUUAAGGAAAUGGAUUUAUAUACUGUUCCAUUUAUACCAAGGUUUCUUAACCUUUUUUUUUUCUGUUAUGCAUUGCUCUAGUGAAGUCUAUGCUUCCUU
This is a messenger RNA of Dromiciops gliroides (monito del monte), 7190 nucleotides long. It is a transcript of the gene KCNJ3, whose product is annotated as potassium inwardly rectifying channel subfamily J member 3. The coding region runs from base 99 to 1628 and encodes 509 amino acids. Lineage: Eukaryota; Metazoa; Chordata; Mammalia; Microbiotheria; Microbiotheriidae. Gene Ontology annotation, biological process: potassium ion import across plasma membrane; regulation of monoatomic ion transmembrane transport. The transcript has 3 exons. The record is from RefSeq and is a predicted model, not a curated record. Gene Ontology annotation, molecular function: G-protein activated inward rectifier potassium channel activity. Gene Ontology annotation, cellular component: plasma membrane.